CGUCACUCAAGAUAGUUUAGUUGAAAUAUCUGGUGAUUUCAGACUUGUGUUGAGUUAUUUCAAUGAAUAAUGUUUCACACAUGGCUUUUAUUGUGUUUGUUCUUGUGGCAUGUGUUCGGUGUGUUUGAUGUUGAUCCAGAUAAAGUGAAGUCAGUGUCAGUGAUGGAGGGAGAUUCUGUCACUUUACACACUGAUCUUACUGAAAUACAAGAUAAAGAUGAGAUCAACUGGAGGAUUAGACCUGAAAACAUUCGCGUCGCUAGAAUCAAGACAAAGAUCUUCAAUACAUAUGAAAAUGUUCUUGGUGGGAGAUUCAGAGGUCGACUGCAGCUGAACCAUCAGACUGGAGAUCUCACCAUCACAGACAUCACAACUGAACACACUGGACUUUAUCAACUAAACCUCAUAACUGGGAAGAAAACAACAAAUUAUUUCAGCGUCACAGUUUCUGCUCUGCCGGUUCCUGUGAUCAUCAGAGACUCUUCUCAAUGUUCUUCAAGCUCUAAAUGUGUGUUGGUGUGUUCAGUGGUGAAUGUGACACAGGUGACUCUCUCCUGGUACAAAGGAAACAGUUUAUUGUCCUCCAUCAGUGUGUCUGGUCUCAGCAGUACUGUAUCUUUACAUCUGGAGGUGGAAUAUCAGGAGAACAACACCUACAGCUGUGUGAUCAACAAUCCCAUCGGAAACCAGACUAAACAUCUCAACAUUACUGAAGUCUGUCAGACGUGUUCAGGUGAUUGUGUUCACUGUUGUAGUUUCACUGAAGCUGUGAUCCGAUUGGUCCUCUCUGCUCUGGUGGGCGUGGCUUCUGUUGCUGUACUCGUUUAUGACAUGAUAUCCAGAAGAGAAGUGACAUCACCAUCAUGAAUGCCAAAUAAUA
This is a messenger RNA of Xyrauchen texanus (razorback sucker), 880 nucleotides long. Its product is annotated as SLAM family member 5-like. The record is from RefSeq and is a predicted model, not a curated record. Lineage: Eukaryota; Metazoa; Chordata; Actinopteri; Cypriniformes; Catostomidae. The transcript is spliced from 4 exons. The coding region runs from base 70 to 867 and encodes 265 amino acids.